AUUUGGCAUCUCUGCCUUGGUUUUGGUUAAUUUUAAUUUAAUGCUGGAAAAGUUUAGGAAAAUGGCUGGUAUAGUGCAGGAUUGCUUUUCAAUCGGAAGUACUGUGGCGUGUAUAACAUGUUAUGAUCAGAAUAUAGAAGGUGAAGUUCUAGCGUUUGAUCAACAAACUAAAAUGUUGAUUUUAAAAUGUGAUUCAGCAAGCAACACCUCAAAGUUAAAUGAUGUUUACAUCGUUAAUUUAGCACUCUGCAGCGACGUCCAGGUUAAACGAGAAGUAAAUUCCAUACCGGAUCCACCUCAAUCGCUAAAUUUACAACGCCUAAGUACACGGGUUCGAAAUCAAGUGGAGAGGAAGAAACGACAAGUUUCAGCUUUGGCCGCUGGAGUUAGCCAAGAAGGACAGAAUCUUUUUUUGGCUAUAGCUCGAACUAUCAAUCAGGUUUCGUGGUCUGGACCAAACAUUGUGGUAUUUCAGGAUGUUACUAUUACCCCCCCAUACAAGGUAGAUAACGUCAACGGUUCACCUGAUUCUCGGCAGUUAACAUAUGUUAAGAAAAUAGUUGAAAAACAUCUCAACGACCAGGCGUCUGCAAAUUCAAGUAUGUCUUCGACGGUAGUAUCUGCCACUUAAUGGUACACCAGUGGAUUAGGUACGGUGUAAAAUCGAAGAUACGAAAUACUUGUUUAGAUAAAGAGCAACGUUUAUGAUAUAUAACUUAGUUCGAUACGAAAUAAUAAAAAACUGAUAUA
Messenger RNA from Sabethes cyaneus, 750 nucleotides. It is a transcript of the gene Lsm12a, whose product is annotated as LSM12 homolog A. Lineage: Eukaryota; Metazoa; Arthropoda; Insecta; Diptera; Culicidae. Bases 41 to 631 code for a protein of 196 amino acids. The record is from RefSeq and is a predicted model, not a curated record. The transcript is spliced from 5 exons.